Molecule: messenger RNA, 549 nt
Organism: Prionailurus viverrinus (fishing cat)
Lineage: Eukaryota; Metazoa; Chordata; Mammalia; Carnivora; Felidae
Product: 40S ribosomal protein S3a-like
Exons: 3
Biological process (GO): translation
Cellular component (GO): cytosol; ribosome
Molecular function (GO): structural constituent of ribosome
Source: RefSeq, a predicted model, not a curated record
AUGGCUAAAGGAGAGCAAGGGCCUAAUGAAAGGUGGCAAAAGGGAGCCCAGAAGAGAGUAGUUGACCCAUUUUCUAAGAAAGAUUGGCAUGAUGUGAAAGCACCAGCUAUGUUCAAUGUAAGAAAUAUUGGAAAAACACAAGUCGUGAGAGCUCAAGGAAGCAAAAUGGCAUCUGAUGGCCUCAAUGGUAAUGUUUUGGAGGUGAGCCUUGCUGAUCUGCAGAAUGCUGAAGUUACUUUCGAAAAAAAGAUAAUGCAUAUCAUGACCUGAGAGGUUCAAAUGACUUAAAAAAAAGUCAAUCAGCAUCCGACAGCAUCAAAAAGAGACAUAGGAAAAGCUUAUAAAUCUACUUAUCCACUCCAUGAUAUCUUUGCUAGAAAAGUAAAAAUGCUGAAGAAGCCCAGGUUUGAACUGGGAAAGCUUAUGGACCUUUCUGGUAGAGGUAGUAGUUCUGGAAAAGCGACUAGAGAUGAGACCAGUGCUAAAACUGAACAAGCUGAUGGGUCUGAGCCACAAGCCCAAGAAUCUGUGGGAAAUUCAGACAUUUAA